UUUAAUCUAAACAGAAUGCAGAAGAGUGGAGAGGUCAUCCUGGGAGGACUGUUUCCAGUCCACUUUUUCUCAAGCAUUCCUGACCUGUCUUUUACCUCACAGCCACAGCAACCUACUUGCCAUAGUUUCUAUGUACAAGGAUUUAGACAAGCACAAACCAUGGCUUUUGCAAUUAAUGAGAUCAACAACAACUCCAACUUGCUACCUAAUGUGACUCUGGGAUACACCCUUUAUGAUAAUUGCGUUGAACUUGGAAUUGGAUUCCGUGGAGCAUUGUCAUUAAUCAGUGGUCAAGAGGAACAGAUUAUAUUACACAAUACAUGUGUUGGAAAUCCUCCAGUUGUAGGGAUUGUGGGUGAUUCUUCCUCUACUCCUUCUAUUGCUAUCUCCAGCAUCUUAGGUUUGUACAGAGUACCUAUGGUGAGUUAUUUUGCCACAUGUUCCUGUUUGAGUGACCGUCAAAAGUAUCCAUCCUUCUUUAGGACGAUCCCAAGUGAUGCUUUCCAGGUACGUGCAAUGAUUCAGAUUCUAAAAUAUUUUGGCUGGACUUGGGCAGGUCUGCUCAUCACUGAUGAUGAUUAUGGACUUCAUGCAGCCAGAUCCUUACAAUCUGAGCUGAGUGUGUCUGGAGAAGGUUGCCUUGCCUAUGUUGAGGUUUUACCCACUGACAAAGACACAGAUGAACUCAGAAGGAUUGUGGAUGUGAUGAAGAAAUCCACGGCUCAUGUUGUCAUUGCCUUUGUGUUUGAGACUCACAUGAUAAACCUUAUGGAAGAGAUAGAAAGGCAGAAUGUAACAGGCCUACAGUGGUUGGCCAGUGAAGGCUGGACAGCAACAGCUGCUGUGCUUCAAACACCUCAGCUCAUGCCAUAUCUAGGUGGUACACUGGGCAUCGCUAUUCGUCGAGGAGAAAUACCAGGGCUCAGGGAAUUCCUGUUACAAAUACGCCCUGAUCUGCUUGACAGUAAUAGCUAUGGAAAGACAAUGGUGAAUCAGUUUUGGGAAUUCACAUUUCAGUGUAGAUUUGCUCCAGCUCCACCAGGCUGGCUGGAAGCUGGAGGAGCAUUAUGCACUGGACAGGAAGAUCUAGAAAAUGUGAAUACUGAGUUCUUGGACAUUUCCAACCUCCGGCCUGAGUAUAAUGUGUACAAAGCUGUUUAUGCCCUGGCAUAUUCCCUUGAUGACAUUCUGCAAUGCAAGCCAGGAAGAGGGCCUUUCAGUGGGCACAGCUGUGGCACUUUGCAAUCACUGGAGCCUUGGCAGCUUGUUUAUUACUUGGAAAGGGUAAACUUCUCCACUCCAUUUAGUGAUCAACUGUCAUUUGAUGAAAAUGGUGAUGUUGUGCCAAUUUAUGAUGUGAUGAACUGGUUGUUGCUCCCUGAUGGAAGCAUUAAAGUUCAGAGUGUGGGUGAGGUUAAGGGGUCAGCUUUCAAAGGUGAAGAACUCAUACUUGAUGAAAACAAAAUCUUCUGGAACUCUAUAUCAAACAAGCCAGUUCGAUCAAUAUGUAGUGAAAGCUGUCCACUCGGUACCCACAUGAUAAGAAAGAAGGGGGAACCCAAAUGCUGUUUUGACUGCAUCCCUUGUUCUGACGGAAAAGUCAGUAAUAUGAGCAACUCCUUGGAAUGCACCAGUUGUCCAGAGGAUUUUUGGUCAAACCCCCAACGUGACCACUGUGUUCCUAAGAAGACAGAGUUCCUCUCUUACCUUGAGCCUCUGGGUAUUUGUUUGACAGCAACCUCAUUACUGGGCACAUUUUUAUGUGCUGUUAUUCUAGGGAUUUUUAUCUACCAUCGCAGAACACCCAUAGUACGUGCCAACAAUUCAGAACUUAGUUUCCAGCUAUUGCUGUCACUCAAGUUAUGUUUCCUGUGUUCACUGCUGUUCAUUGGACGACCCAGGCUGUGGACAUGCCAACUCAGACAUGCAGUAUUUGGGAUCAGCUUUGUGCUGUGUGUCUCAUGCAUCCUAGUAAAAACCAUGGUUGUUCUGGCUGUGUUCAAAGCCUCCAAGCCAGGAGGGGGAACCAGUUUGAAGUGGUUUGGUGCUAUGCAGCAGAGAGGAACAAUUCUGUUUCUUACAUCUAUUCAAGCAGCCAUUUGCACUGCUUGGCUUGUUUCUGCUUCCCCAACUCCACAUAAAAACACCCAAUACCAAAAUGAUAAGAUUGUUUAUGAAUGUGUAGUUGGGUCUAGUGUUGGUUUUGCAGUGUUGUUGGGUUAUAUUGGCAUGUUGGCUUUCCUCAGUUUUCUAAUUGCAUUCCUGGUGAGGAAUCUCCCUGAAAGUUUUAAUGAGGCCAAGCUCAUCACAUUCAGCAUGCUGAUCUUCUGUGCUGUGUGGGUGGCCUUUGUUCCUGUCUAUAUCAGCUCACCGGGAAAUUAUGCAGAUGCAGUGGAGGUAUUUGCCAUCUUGGCCUCAAGCUUUGGCCUCUUGAUCACAUUGUUUGGACCCAAAUGUUACAUAAUCCUGCUGAAACCAGAAUUGAACACAAAAAAGGCUGUAAUGGGUCAUGGCACUGAAUCAUAA
This is a messenger RNA of Haplochromis burtoni (Burton's mouthbrooder), 2526 nucleotides long. RefSeq names its product extracellular calcium-sensing receptor-like. Gene Ontology annotation, cellular component: membrane. The coding region runs from base 16 to 2526 and encodes 836 amino acids. Gene Ontology annotation, biological process: G protein-coupled receptor signaling pathway. NCBI's taxonomy places the organism in Eukaryota, Metazoa, Chordata, Actinopteri, Cichliformes, Cichlidae. The transcript has 9 exons. Gene Ontology annotation, molecular function: G protein-coupled receptor activity. The record is from RefSeq and is a predicted model, not a curated record.